Cladocopium goreaui is the source of this 1854-nucleotide messenger RNA. NCBI's taxonomy places the organism in Eukaryota, Dinophyceae, Suessiales, Symbiodiniaceae. The record is from the annotation of a GenBank genome assembly.
AUGAUCAAUCCUUUGGGUGCAUUGCAACCAUUGCCCAAGUUUGAGCCCACUCCACUCGAUGUCACCAUGGUCAGGAGGUAUUUUUGUACCAUGGAGAGCUUAGAGCUGAUUGAAGGCAUCAAAGCAGAACAGGCUCAGACUACGCCGCAGGAGCGUGGCCGUGCGCGGCCCCGAAAUGGUGAUUUUGGCCCUGCGCUCUCCCGAGAUGCGGCUGACCCUCCUGCGCUACGAGAAGUGACGGCCCGGCCCAAAGGCGGCCGGAAUGGCCGGAAUGGCCUGUCGGCCGAACGGCCGCAUGGCACGAGGGUGGUGGUCCUACACCGGAAUUCCGCCAACAGCCAGGCUGUGUCGCACACCCCACAUCUGCGUUGGAAGUUUGGUCUUAGUGACAUUCCUGCAAUGCUCGGCGGUCUUUCGGUGUGGCGCUACAGCCAACCCGGGGCCGACGCUGCGCCUUUCCAGGAGACUCCCGUUGAGGCUGAGGCUGCGCUGGAGGCGCUUCCGACCACAGCAGCAGUCGAAGCCGAGGUGGACUCUGCCGAGGACUCUGGGGACUCACCAUCAUCCAGUGAGAUUCCCUCCGACUGGCCAUGCGGGGAGGUGCUGACCCCCGUGGACUUUGGCGCCAAGGGUGACGGACACCAUGAUGACUCCAGCGCAGUCUGGGCGGCCAUUGCUCACGGCAUCCGCUGCAACAGCACGGUGCUCCUGGGACCUAGAAGGCACAGAUUUCUGGUGAUGCCCAAUGUCCUUGAAGUGACAGCGGAAAAUCUCAUCAUUGUCUUCGAAGCACAGCUAGUAGGUCCAACCCUGGAGGCUUGGAACCCGACCUUAGAGUCGUGGCCCAAGGGAUCCUGCGCCUAUGCGGAGGCACACUGCCAGCGCUCGGGCGGCCAGAGCCCAGAGUUCGCACGCUCGCAAUGGUCCCUGCUCUUCCUUCGGAAUUGUCGCAACAUGACCUUGGUCGGCCGAAGCGAAGGGACACAUCUGGAAGGAGGUUUGCUGGCACCGGGCAACAGCUUCUGGCGGGUGCGGAACACCAAGCCGCAGGUGAGGGGCUAUUGUUUGCUGAAAUUGGAUAGCUGCGAGGACAUGCGAAUUUCCAAGCUCCAGCUGCACGAUUCUCCCAUGUACCAGGUGGUGGUGGCUCGUAGCCAUGAGGUGGAGCUGAAUGGCUUACGGAUCACCUUGUCCAACCAAGCGCUUGGGGACAGCGGUGCGCACAACACGGAUGGUGUCAACAUCCUGAAUUCCUCACGGGUGACCUUACGAAGAAGCGUCAUUGAAAGUGGUGACGAUAACGUGGUUGUCAAAGAGGGCUCUUCCGACAUUUUUGCGGAGAGCUUACAACUGCGUCGUGGCAAAGGUGUGAGUAUUGGCUCCCUAGGGGAGCGAGAGGCCGAGGGGCAAGAAGUGACCAACGUGCUCUUCCGGGAUAUCUCGUCGGAUCACUGCGUCCAUGGUGUUCGCAUCAAGACGUGGAAGGGUGCAAGAGGCUUGGUGCAAAAUGCCACCUUUGAGCGCUUCAGGGUGGCAGACGUGAUGGUCGGUUGGUAUUCUCAUCGACCAAACCUAUUGUCCUCCUUCACAGUGCGCUUCAGAGACUUCUCUGGAACGUUUCAGCAGAUGGACCGCAAGGCGAGUGCUCUGCUCUGCGUGCGACUCCUGGGACUGGGAUCGGACUGGGACCUGUCGAAGUCCUGGUGCGAUGACGUGACCUACGAGAACAUUGCCUUGCGCCCGGCCGGUCCAGCAAUCCCGCAACGGGUCCUCUCCUGGCACGUUUCCUCCCCAGAGUCCCCCUGCGCCAUUUUCACCACAGAUCGGGGCGGUGAGUUGGAGACUCCACUGUAG